AUGGCAAAACAUAACCAAGCUUGGCACUCAGAGGACGCCACAGGUGGAAUUGCAUAUCGUACUCCCUCCUUGACCAACAUGAUUAAGGAGAACCAAGCAAGAGAUCAAGUAAUUGCAGGUCUUGCCACCAAUAUCAGUGUGUUGACAAAGAUGUUCACUGAAAGCCAAACGAAAAAGGUAAAUAUUGUGGAAGAUGUUCAACCCACAUUAAAUGAAGAUUAUGAGGAAGCAAACUAUGUCAACAACUCUCAAGGAGGUUAUCAAAGUCAACAAUACCAAGGUCAAGGACAACAAAAUCAAUGGAGGCCUAACCCGCAAGGGCAAGGCAACCAACAGUGGCGAAAUGACCAAGAUAGCUCAAAUCAAGGGAAUUGGAGUAACAACAACAACAACUUCUCAAAUCGGAGUUCGAACCCUUAUGUUCCACCAAAGGGACAAUAUUCAAAUCAAGGUUCCUCGAGUAAUUCCAAGUUGGAGAACAUGCUUGAACGGGUAUUGCAAAAUCAAGAAAGGGCCGACACUUCAAUGAGGAAUAUGACCGAGCUUGUUGGCUCUCAUACUGCGUCCAUUCAAAAAUUGGAGAUGCAAAUGAGAGAUCUCUCGAGGGAACAAAAUCCAAAGCAAAAGGGGACACUCCCAAGUGACACAAUUGCGAACCCAAAGGGUAGUGGGAGUGGUCAAACUUCUCAUUGCAUGGAAAUUACCACUCGGAGUGGGAAGGUACUCCAAGGAGAGAGUGAACAAGUGGUUGAAGUGGAAGAGUCCAAACAAGAAGUUGAGGCACAAGUUGAAGCACCAAUUGUUGUUGAAGCAAAAAAAGGCCCCGAAAAAGUUGAAAGUUCAAGAAGUGAACCGGAAGAGGUUAAGGAAAAGAAAGAAGACCCGGGGGAGCGUGAUUUUGCAAGAGCCCUUUGUGAUAAUGGGGCUAGCAUCAACUUAAUGCCUCUUUCUAUUUACAAGCAAGCGGGGUUAGGUAUGCCGAGACCCACCAGUAUGAGGUUGCAAAUGGCCGAUCGUUCCAUAAAGAGACAUGUGGGAAUUGUUGAUGAUUUGCUUGUGAAAGUGGGGAAGUUCCAUUUACCCGCCAACUUUGUAAUCCUUGAUGGUGAGGUUGACAAAGAGAUUUCUAUCAUCUUGGGGAAAAUAUUUCUUGCUACCGGAAGAGCACUUAUGGAUUCAGAAUGGAAUGAGAUCAAGUUCCGUAUUAAUGACGAAGAGGUCACAUUCCAAGAAAGCAAGGGUAUGAAGCUGCCGCAUGAAUAUGAAAGCAUCUCGGUGAUUGAUGUUGUUGAUGAGGUAGAAGACGCAGUUGAAAUGAAGAUGGAAGAACAAUGCCUUGGUGAGGCAUUGGCAGCUAUUUUGGUAAAUUUUGAUGGUGAAGAUAUGGAGGGGUACAUGGAAUCAAUAAAUGCAUUGGAAGGUCUUGGGUCCUACAAUUAUGCUCCAAAGAAACUCUCUCUCAACUUGGAGAAUAGAGUAGAACAACCGUUGACUGUCUUGAGGGAGCAUACGCAAGCUACGGUGGACAAUAGUGGACAUCUGAGGGAUUCCCGCUGGAAUUUGCAAACACAAGAUAAAAUUGGAGAAUGA
Molecule: messenger RNA, 1590 nt
Organism: Nicotiana attenuata
Lineage: Eukaryota; Viridiplantae; Streptophyta; Magnoliopsida; Solanales; Solanaceae
Product: eukaryotic peptide chain release factor GTP-binding subunit-like
Exons: 3
Coding region: 1-1590 (529 amino acids)
Source: RefSeq, a predicted model, not a curated record